CGCAACGCGAGCCAGUGUAGUUAUAGGAAUCUGUGCGUCGAUGCAAUGGCGUAAGGAGUCACGUUGAACGUCUGCGAUCCGUUAGUUCUGAAAUUGAAGUCUGCAUUUAUUCGAGAAAUUAAACUGCUUAGGUUCAAUAAUAAAUUAUGCGGCUGAGCGCAUUCCUCCUCACCAAAGUCGGAGACUUGACUAAGAAAGUCUCAAACUUACCGGAGAAAUACAUCACCGACACAGUUGAGAAGGUUUACUAUCGGACACCGCGUGCAAUACAGUAUUUGGAUCGCACGAUAAAGCGUAAGAACUUUCGAUUCACGACAAAUCGCCCGUGGUCUGGCCCAGCUGAAUUCCAAAAUUCGCCACAUAAAUACAGAAAGAAGGUAUUCGUUGAACCCUUGAAAGAUUGGAAUUUUUUCAAAGGUGACCGGGUUCAAUUAUUAGUUGGGCGGGACAAAGGGAAGCAAGGAAUAAUCACACAGGUGAUACAGGAGCGAAACUGGGUUAUAGUUGAAGGACUUAAUACACAUCUAAGACGAAUCGGAAAGGAUAAGGACUUCCCAGGCAGUACGGUACAGAGCGAAGCCCCCCUUUUAGUUACAACAGACGUACGUCUGGUUGACCCGAGUGAUCUAGAUGCUUGUGACGUAGAAUGGCGGUAUAAGCCAGAUGGCCAAAGAGUUCGGGUAUCGUGUCGAACCGGUCGAAUUAUUCCAAUUCCACACAAGAGUGAAGAAACUGUGGAUUACAAGAGACCCACUCUGUACAAAGCAAAGCAGAAAGAUACACCAGCAAAUGUUGUCAAAGAAGUUACUUUUUUGCCCGAACUCAAGACCUUCGAAAUGGACUUGAUGGAUAAAAUGGGUAUCAAAGAAGAUCGCACGCGAAAGCCCAUCUUCUGGUAUUGAAGAAUAUUUUUAUCAUCAACUUGUAAAAUAUAACUAGUGAUAUGAGAAAGAAAAACAUUUUGUGAAUAAUCACAUAUAAUGUAAAACCUGUGUACGAUGUUGACUGUGAGAUAUAAAAUUUAGUCAUUUCAUGUACAAA
Neodiprion virginianus is the source of this 1041-nucleotide messenger RNA. RefSeq names its product probable 39S ribosomal protein L24, mitochondrial (gene mRpL24). Gene Ontology annotation, biological process: translation. Lineage: Eukaryota; Metazoa; Arthropoda; Insecta; Hymenoptera; Diprionidae. The coding region runs from base 147 to 902 and encodes 251 amino acids. The record is from RefSeq and is a predicted model, not a curated record. Gene Ontology annotation, cellular component: mitochondrion; ribosome. Gene Ontology annotation, molecular function: RNA binding; structural constituent of ribosome. The transcript has 5 exons.